This is a messenger RNA of Durio zibethinus, 2697 nucleotides long. NCBI's taxonomy places the organism in Eukaryota, Viridiplantae, Streptophyta, Magnoliopsida, Malvales, Malvaceae. The record is from RefSeq and is a predicted model, not a curated record.
GCUUGCGCUUACGGUGGAGCAAGAAAACAGCAAUGUCAUCCCCCUCUCCGCUUAACCCCUCAACCCCAAAAAUCUCCACCCUUCUUUCUCUUUCUACACCUCCCAAACCCUCACUUCCCCAAAACUUGUUUUUCCCUCGAAAAUUGCACUCCGUCUCCCCUUCCUUCCUUUCCUCUUACAUUGCCCAAAACGAUGACGUCCACGAUGAUGAGUACGUUAUUGGUGAUUGCCUCGUCUUUGAAGACGGUGCUUUUGAAGACCCCUAUCUCCAAGCUGGCUCCAGUUCUGACCAUCCCAAUUCGAUCUCAGGAAUCACUAAAACAAAACGCAAGAAGAAGAAAAAACAGUCAGUAGAAAUUGAGGCUGAGAAUUUGGUUCCAGAGAAAUGGAGACAUGUUCUAGACGAGAUUAAUAUAACCAAGAAAGAGAGACGAAAACUGGCGCAACAGUUGGAGUUUGGGAGCAGAGUUGAGAAGAAGAGGCAAGGUUUGGUCCCUAUAAGGAACGUGAAUUUGCAAGAAUACUUAAAGUAUAAAGAGGAUAAAUUGGCUCAGUUGAACCCCGUGGUUCUUGACAAUCCUUCGAGUUUUCCUGUGAAGGAGGAGAAGAAGGAUGAGGAAGGGUCAAAAGAGGCUGAAAUGAAUCUGCCAUCUUCGAGUGAGCGCGUAGCGCCUAAGAAUCCCAGGUGUGCAGUUUACGGAAGGGGUUUCGAGGAUAUUGCUGAGUUUUUCAACAGUGGGAACCACCAGCCGGGCGAGAACAAAACCCAAGGCCCACGUAAGUUGUUUACAAAGGAGGAAAAACUUAUUUUAAAUAGGCGUGUACCCGAUCUAGCAGUUGCCACUUCUGGAAAAUGGCUACCCCUUCACACUCUUGCGGCUUCAGGAGAGUUCUACCUCGUUGAUGCUUUAUUGAAACACAAUGUUGACAUCAAUGCUGUGGACAAGAAUGGUUUGACUGCAAUUCACAAGGCAAUUAUUGGAAAAAAGCAGGCCAUUACCAACUAUCUUUUUAGAGAAUCAGCUAAUCCAUUUGUUCGUGAUGAAGAUGGGGCCACCUUGAUGCAUUAUGCUGUCAAUGCAGCAUCAACUCCCACAAUUAAACUACUUCUGUUAUACAAUGUUGAUAUAAAUCUUCAGGACAAUGAUGGUUGGACACCAUUACAUCUUGCUGUUCAAGGUAGAAGAACAGAUAUAGUGAAGCUUUUAUUAAUUAGAGGGGCAGAUAAGAUGCGAAAAAACAAGGAUGGUUUAACCCCACUUGACCUUUGCUUUUACUCUGGUCGAGACACGAGAACAUAUGAACUGAUCAAGCUGUUGAAGCAGCUUCGCAGGCCACAGUCGGUAACUGCUUUAAACAAAAAUUGGGAAUCUGUUGAUGUUGGAGAUAUGGAUGGUGCAGAAACUAUUUUGCACUACCGGAUGUUGAGGCAAGGAUUUCAAGAAGACAUAAAAUGGAAGUCAACUAGGAGCCAGCUUCCAAUUUCAGGGGCUAAAAUUAGUUCAAUUGGACAAGCCUUUCUUAGUCGCUUUCCCAGUCCAACUAUUUUUCUUAAGAUUUCUUGUGAUGGAGACUUCUUACUACCCGUUAUUGGGAGUUUGCUGUUGAAAAACUUAUGGCUGCAUUUUGGGGAGAUGAUGAUGGGGAUAGUCCUGAUCAGUUCCAGCUUGUUAAAAAUGUUGUGGAGCAGCUUGGAUAUGAAGUAUGGAGUUGGUUUUUCUCAUGUUAAAAUGGUGAGAAUUACACAAAGGGUUGUCAGUACUUACUUUGCAAAAUUGUAUUUUAGCAAGCCAGGGGAAAAUGAUGUCAUAAGUGUGGAUGCAGGACCCUCAGAUGCCAUAUAUGUGGCUAAUAGAUGCAAGGCUCCAAUAUAUGUAAAUAAACAAAUUGUCUUGGCAGAUGCUAUUAGAAUUGGCUAUGGGAUGGGCAGAGUCCGCGAUACAAAGUCUACUUAUGAUGUAUCCCUUGACAGUGCUGCAGAUGGUCCAGAUUUACUAACAGAGGAGCUGGAUCUGGUGAGGAAUAUGGAUUUAGCUGUCAAAGAAGAAAGGUACAAUGAUGCAGCAAUGUUAAGAGACAAACUAAUGAAGCUACGCAACUCAAGUCAUGGCCAGUAACCUAUUUCUAAUGUUUCCAAGUUUGUAUACUCGUUGAUUGGUGGUUGGCCUGUUUGUGAGCUCAUUUUUUUGGCUUUUAUUGUUAAAAGUGGAAGGAUAUACCUUCUGGUUUUAGAGUUUCAGUGCCUGCUCAGAUUGCUGUAGUUUGUAGAGCUUCAGGAAGGUGCUAGGCUAAAAACAUACCAUUGGAAGUUGGAACCUGUUAACCCCAUUAACCUAGAAUUUCAGUGUUCAAGUUAAGCCCGAGGAAACAUUCCUGGAAUGAAUUCAUGAUCAUGCUUUACAAAAAGGUGGUAAUGUACAGGUUCAACUUAGAAAUGUUGCCCCUAUGAUUACGGGUAAUUGUGGAUUAACUGGGAUGGUGCAUAGCCAUGAUUAUGAAGGAUAAAAAUAUUCAAGUUACACAUGGAGCAGCCAUUGAUUUUGUUUGUAUUUCCGAUUAUAUGAUGUAUGUUAGAACCUAUUAUGUUUUUCUUCGAAUGUAAUAUCCAUCAAUUUCACAGAUAUUCCUAUGAUUUUGGUUGUCUACUUGGCUCCCUAGCUUUAAGAAAAUGGAAUAUAAAGUUUGCUGUGAAUCAUG